This is a messenger RNA of Endocarpon pusillum Z07020, 444 nucleotides long. RefSeq lists its product as uncharacterized. The record is from RefSeq and is a predicted model, not a curated record. Gene Ontology annotation, biological process: glycine decarboxylation via glycine cleavage system; protein lipoylation. The transcript is spliced from 3 exons. Gene Ontology annotation, cellular component: mitochondrion; cytoplasm; glycine cleavage complex. Bases 1 to 444 code for a protein of 147 amino acids. Lineage: Eukaryota; Fungi; Ascomycota; Eurotiomycetes; Verrucariales; Verrucariaceae.
AUGCUGGAGUCUGCCGAGAAGAGCGUUUACGGGCCAAAGUGUUUGUACGUCCGAAUAUUCGAGAAGAAAUACACCGAAGAGCACGAAUGGAUAGAACUAUCACCCGACGGCAAGAUUGGCACAAUAGGGAUCACGAACUACGCCUCCAAGGCGCUGGGCGACGUGGUCUACGUCGAGCUGCCCAGCACAGACCUCAAAGUCACCAAGGGCGACACCAUCGGUGCGGUCGAGUCGGUCAAAUCCGCUUCCGACAUCAUGACACCGGUCUCGGGCACCAUCACCGAGACGAACGGCCUGUUGGAGGAGAAGCCGGCGACGAUCAAUAAGGGACCGGAGGCGGAGGGCUGGUUGGCCAAGAUCCAGGUCGAGGAUGUGAAGGAGAUGGAUGGGUUGAUGAGUAAGAGCGAAUACGAUAAGCAUGCCGAGGGGGAGGGGGAGGAGUGA